AUGAACGGCAGUACGACGACGGUGAAUGGCGGCGCCGUCAAUGGUACCAACGGCACAAUUAACGGAAUCGGAGCCGCACCGCGUACCGCGACACUCGGGACACCAAGCAGCUACGCGUACACGUCCAGCGGCUCGCUGCUAGGAAGGGGGGGCUCGGCCAGACCAGUGCCGCCGCCGACACUACCAAAGUACAGUGGAUCUUUCAGCGCCGGUAGCACUCUUAGCUCGACCGGCCUCCGGGAGCGCGACAGAGAAGGCACCGGAGGCUCGCACCGUUUAGCUAGCCUCGAAAGAUUGGCUUUACGUCAGCGCAUCAUUGAACAGAAUUCAAAUAAUCAGGUGUCGACUACAACCCCGCUUAAUAUAACUACGACCAAUGGACCCACCUCUGCCACUGCAACCCUUACCGAUACAGCCACGUUACAAAGUAAACGGGAGCUGUUCUUCAAGUCAGACUCAGUAAGUGGUGGUGGAGUGAACGUACCGGGUCUACCGAGUGGUGCGCCGCCGGCGCCCCCCGUCGCUCCAUCCGCGCUCAAAGACGCACUGUCAAAACGUUCGGCCACUCUUCCGGAACCUCACGAAAGUAACCAUCACGAGGCGAAUGGAGUCAAGAUCAGCAACAGUGUGUCAGUGGACGCAGGCAAAACGACUGCGCUUCCGCAGAUGUCCGCACCACCUGUGCCUACCACAGCGCCACCAUCCGUUCCUACUUCGCUCAGGAAUACAGAGAAGAAGGUCGAACAUCCACCCGUAGCGCCAAAACCGGAGUUACCUAAGAUAGAUAAACCAAAAACCAAAGAAUUAGACGGCUAUGUCGGUUUCGCAAACUUACCAAACCAGGUAUACAGGAAGGCUGUGAAGAAAGGAUUCGAGUUCACACUGAUGGUAGUGGGUGAGACCGGAUUAGGAAAAUCGACAUUAAUAAACUCGUUGUUUCUAACGGAAGUGUACGAUAGAGACAAACACCCGGGCCCGUCGUUGCGAGUCAAGAAAACUGUAGGAGUAGAGACAAGUGUUGUUCUGUUGAAGGAAAAUGGUGUUAACCUCACUCUUACGAUCGUCGAUACUCCUGGAUUUGGUGACGCAGUUGAUAAUAGCAAUUGUUGGCAACCAAUAAUCGACUUUGUUGAGUCGAAAUACGAAGAGUUUUUGAAUGCGGAAUCUCGAGUCGCUCGGAAGCCGGCGCCGCCGGACACCCGAGUCCACUGCUGCUUAUAUUUUAUCGCGCCCAGCGGACACGGUCUGAAGCCACUCGACGUCGAAUUCAUGCAGCGGCUCGGCGACAAAGUCAACAUUAUACCUGUCAUCGCUAAGGCCGAUACUAUGACGCCUGAGGAGUGCAAGGAGUUUAAGGAACAGAUAAUGAAAGAAAUAGCCCAGCACAAGAUAAAAAUCUAUGAAUUCCCUGAGAGCGGUGGCGAGGAGGGCGACGGUGCGGAGGCGACCAAAGCCCUGCGUGCCAGAGUGCCCUUCGCGGUCGUAGGUGCAAAUACUGUCAUUGAGACCGAGGGGAGGCGGAUUCGAGGCCGGAAGUAUCCUUGGGGCAUUGCUGAAGUGGAAAACUUGGAACAUUGUGACUUCCUGGCGCUGCGCAACAUGGUGAUCAGAACGCAUCUCCAGGACUUAAAGGACGUAACAAGUUCCGUCCACUACGAAAACUACCGCUGCCGGAAACUGGCAGGCCUGUCUCACGACGGCAAACCACACAGGAUAAAUUCUAACAAGAAUCCUUUAGCCCAGAUGGAAGAGGAAAAACGAGAACAUGAUCUAAAAAUGAAGACGAUGGAAAGCGAAAUGCAACAGGUGUUCGAGAUGAAGGUGCGCGAGAAGCGCGCGAAGCUGAAGGAGUCGGAGGCGGAGCUGGCGCGGCGGCACGAGGCCACGCGGCGCGCGCUGGAGGCGCAGGCGCGCGAGCUGGACGAGCGCCAGCGCGCGCUGGCGGCCGAGCGCGCCGCCUGGGAGCGCGACACCGGCCUCUCGCUCGACGACCUGCGCCGCCGCUCGCUCGAGGCCAACAGCAAGGAGACGGUAGACGGAAAGGAUAAAAAGGACAAAAAAAAGAAAGGUUUGUUCUAG
Messenger RNA from Parnassius mnemosyne (clouded apollo), 2079 nucleotides. NCBI's taxonomy places the organism in Eukaryota, Metazoa, Arthropoda, Insecta, Lepidoptera, Papilionidae. The record is from the annotation of a GenBank genome assembly.